AUGUACCCGUCGACCCGAGUAUCACAGGGGAACAGGACCCCGUCGGCCCGAGUAUCACAGGGGAACAGGACCCCGUCGGUCCGGGUGUCACAGGGGAACAGGACCCCGUCGGUCCGGGUGUCACAGGGGAACAGGACCCCGUCGACCCGGGUAUCACAGGGGAACAGGACCCUGUCGACCCGGGUGUCACAGGACCCCGUCGGCCCGAGUAUCACAGGGGAACAGGACCCCGUCGGCCCGAGUGUCACAGGGGAACAGGACCCCGUCGACCCGGGUGUCACAGGGGAACAGGACCCCGUCGGCCCGAGUAUCACAGGGGAACAGGACCCCGUCGGCCCGAGUAUCACAGGGGAACAGGACCCCGUCGACCCGGGUGUCACAGGGGAACAGGACCCCGUCGACCCGGGUGUCACAGGGGAACAGGACCCCGUCGGCCCGAGUAUCACAGGGGAACAGGACCCCGUCGGCCCGAGUAUCACAGGGGAACAGGACCCCGUCGGCCCGAGUAUCACAGGGGAACAGGACCCCGUCGACCCGGGUGUCACAGGGGAACAGGACCCCGUCGGCCCGAGUAUCACAGGGGAACAGGACAUCCUGUCAGCACAAAUUCAAGCUGAAGUACUUCUGAAGACUGUCGUCGUGGCGUUUGGUGUUGAACCCAACUGUUAG
This is a messenger RNA of Salvelinus namaycush (lake trout), 669 nucleotides long. RefSeq names its product S-antigen protein-like. The transcript has a single exon. The record is from RefSeq and is a predicted model, not a curated record. Bases 1 to 669 code for a protein of 222 amino acids. NCBI's taxonomy places the organism in Eukaryota, Metazoa, Chordata, Actinopteri, Salmoniformes, Salmonidae.